AUGAAGGACUUGGGAUAUCUGAGGUAUUUCCUUGGUAUAGAAGUGUUAAAGACCAAAGAAGGAAUUUUGCUCAAUCAAAAGAAGUAUGCAUUGCAGCUUAUCUCAGAAGCUGGUCUUAGUGCAGCUAAGACUAUUAGCACCCAUUUGGACCUUAAUCAAAAGCUUACUAGUAUAGAGUUUGACAACUUUAAUGGUAACACACAAGAUGCUGAAUUUGAAGAUAUCACAACUUAUCAGAAGUUAGCUGGAAAAUUGCUUUACCUGACAAUUACAAGGCCUGAUAUUUAUUUUGAUGUUCAAGUGUUAAGCAGUUUAUACAGCACCCUAAGUCUCACAUUAGGAUGCAGCCCUCAGAGUUGUGAAAUACAUAAAAAGAUCACUAUGAGUGAUUUGCUGAAAAGAGAAAGUGUGACAGAGCUAAUUGGAUAUUGUGAUUCAGAUUGGGCUUCUUGUCCUAACACUAGAAGGUCUGUUACUGGUUAUAUGGUGAAACUAGGGGAUUCCUUUAAUUCAUGGAACUCCAAGAAACAGCAAACAAUGAGCAGAGGCUGA
Molecule: messenger RNA, 552 nt
Organism: Lycium ferocissimum
Lineage: Eukaryota; Viridiplantae; Streptophyta; Magnoliopsida; Solanales; Solanaceae
Exons: 1
Coding region: 1-552 (183 amino acids)
Source: RefSeq, a predicted model, not a curated record